UAUAAUGUGGGAUUUUCAUAUUGUAUAUCCUACGAAGAUAUCUUCAUCUUAAAUCUAAUAUUAUUUAUAUACUCUUUUGUGUACUAAAUAUACACGUGAUUGUUAAUUGUAAACAACACCAUCUCUCAUAAGACUUUAUUAGAUAAAAUUAUUUGUAAUUGUCAUGGUUUGAUAUAAAUAAACGGAAAGGAUAAUGAACUUCAUGUAGUAAACAAUUUUCGAUCAGUUAGGAAUGGACGAAAAAGAGAGCUUAAUUCAUCAAAAUGCAACCGGAAAAAUCUUAACACGAAUAUGGGUUCAACUUUUUAUUUUCAAAAUGCUCUCUGGAUUUCAAUCUGAAAUGUCAUCCGUGAACGAUGGACAGUAUAUUUAUCACUUUGUAAAACAACAUUUAUUAAAUGACACAUUUACCAAUGGCAGUACAGUAUCAACAGAAAAUAGGAGCAUAGAGAUUGAGAGUUGUCAGGUGGGAAACAAAUCAUCAAAUUCCUUAGAAUCUAAAGCCCAAAGUAAGGCUACAACGAUAAACCAGUAUUCCGAAAUGAUAAGUUCGGGAAUUUCCGUCAUGAUAAUGAUCGUAUUAGGACCAAUGACUGAUAGAAUUGGUAGAAAAUUCUUACUUGUAUGGAAUGUAUCAAUGCUGCUGAUAGGCAUGAGUAUCAGAACAUAUGUAGUUUACAACAGCAUGAAUGUGUAUCUGGUCUUAAUAUCGUCUGUAUUCAAUGGUCUCUCGGGGACACACUAUACAUACGACCUUGCUUCGUCAGGCAUAAUGGCUGACACUACUUCAAAGGAUAAACAAAGAUCAUUCGUGAUGAUUCUUUAUACAUGCGCAAAUGGCAUUGGUUUCUUUAUAGCACAGAUUAUAACGGGUUAUUCCAUUCAUUAUUUUGGAUACAUACCACAGUAUUUUAUUUGUGCUGGUAUUCUUUUGAUUCUUAAUACAUCUAUAAUUGUAUUUCUCAAGGAACAAAGGCCUAAACCAGCCAAACAUAACGUAAAGGUUUGUUCUGUUUCACUGAAAUCUCAAAUCUGGUCGAUGAUAACAGACGCAAACAUAGGAAACAGGAAACAUAUUUUCUCGUGGCUGUUUGUUUUUAUCCUACUAAAACUAUCAGGAACUGCAUACGCACCAAUUAGCAAUCUUUAUAAGUUAGGUUGGCCGUUUUGUUGGAGUUCAGAACGUAUAGGAUGGUAUGGAGCAGGUUUAUCAAUUGCUGAGUGCAUCUUUGCACCAUUGAUCAUAGCUAUAUUACAUCGGUGUACACCUGAUGAAAUAAUACUACAAGUCAGUAAUAUAUCAUCUAUAGUCUGUUAUAUGGCAUAUGGUCUUGCAAUGAAUAGCUGGAUGCUAUAUACAGGUAAAUAUAGGUUAAAUGAAUACCAUUGCGUGGUCUUAAGCUAUAUCUGUACUCCUUCACUAGGCCAGUUUUGAAAAAAAAACUCUUAAAACGUGGUCUUGUAGACUAAAUACACAGAACUCAAGACGUUUGGAUGUUUAAAAUUU
Mytilus californianus (California mussel) is the source of this 1507-nucleotide messenger RNA. Its product is annotated as solute carrier family 46 member 3-like. Gene Ontology annotation, cellular component: membrane. Gene Ontology annotation, biological process: transmembrane transport. The coding region runs from base 233 to 1435 and encodes 400 amino acids. Gene Ontology annotation, molecular function: transmembrane transporter activity. The record is from RefSeq and is a predicted model, not a curated record. NCBI's taxonomy places the organism in Eukaryota, Metazoa, Mollusca, Bivalvia, Mytilida, Mytilidae. The transcript has a single exon.